Molecule: messenger RNA, 807 nt
Organism: Exserohilum turcica Et28A
Lineage: Eukaryota; Fungi; Ascomycota; Dothideomycetes; Pleosporales; Pleosporaceae
Exons: 4
Coding region: 1-807 (268 amino acids)
Source: RefSeq, a predicted model, not a curated record
AUGGCCCACAACGGAAACCAGUUCACCCAGGGACAGGAGCCCACGGUUGCAGCUCCUACGCCCUCACCAGCUCUCGACGAUGAGAUGCUCGAAGGAAGUGGUUCGGACUCCGACUCUUCGGACGACGAGAAGAACGACGCGAACCAGGCCGAGGUACGAGAUCUUAAGCGAAGGCUACGCAUGCAAGAAAAGCAGCAUAGCGACCAAGCCAAGCAGAUGGCGGCCAUGCAGGAAAUGAUGGCCCAGAUGGUAAGCCAGCUUAUGGCUACGCCUAACGAAAAACCACCUCUGAAACCUAAGAUGGCAGUACCCGAGAAAUACGAAGGAGGACGAAACGAACUAAGGACGUUCCUCACCAACAUCGACUUAAUCGACUGGGACGAUGCAGCACUUCGAAUGGUAUUCGAAGCCGGACUCAAGGACAAUGUCAAAGACGGUCUUGUGCACCACGACAAACCCGACACACUUCAUAAGCUAGUUGAGCUAGCCACCCCCAACAUGAAGAAACAACGAAACCGUACAGACAGGGAUGGUGACACCGUUAUGACCGGUAAAGUCCAAGACACGAACAAGAAGACCCGAGGAACGAACCAGAACGGACACUUCCGCAGAGACUGCCCGAAGAACGAAAUCAGCAGGCAGGCAGUAGUCAAGGUCAAGAUGAUCAGACUAUCUACGCCAUAUCCCAGACACGAUCUCACGUCGGAGGACAAUCUUAGCGAUGUAGACCUCUAUGACGAGGCGCGGAGAGCCACCAGCCUAGAAUACGUAGUCAUCCCCAAGCUGGCCCAACCAAGCAUCGAAUAG